UGGUGUAUGAUUAUCAGAGUCAACCAGAGAGAGAAAAAGAAAGAUGGGAUUUGGAGGUACUCGGCUGUGCGUAUGUCUCUUGCUUGCCUUCGCUGUAAUUUCUUCUUCUCGGAACACCGUUCUAUUCUCAGAGCGAGGGAUCUGAAACGCGUUGCAGAUGACGAGGUGGUAAUGGCAAUGGAGAUGGAGGGUAGGUCUUUGAGGGUGACGACAAACGACUACGACGACCCAACUGCAAAUCGUGGGCAUGAUCCCUCCGCCUUCGCCCCCUCAAGGGUCAGGUCUGGCGGCGGAGGUGGCCGAAAAGGCUAAAGCUAAUAGACCAAUACAUUGCUCAAUGCUUGAUUCAGAAGGGCUAAUGUAAUGCUUCAUAUAUAACAUGUUUUAAUUUGCUUUUUUAAUUGGCGUAACCAAAUUGGUGUAUCAAAAAAAAAAAAAAAUGGUAUUCAAAUCUUUUCUAUAUUAAUAAAUAAGUGAUGAUGCAAGCCUUUACGGUCUUCGUCAUAUUUUCUUGAUACCAUUGUCGGCUCGGAAGAAGCGUAGUGGAUACAGCGAAGGGUUAGAUAAGUAAUCAUGCAUAAGCUGAAUAUGGCUCUCUUUCCCUCUCAAUUUCCUUUUUGUUGGCGUAGGUGCCACCGCAUUUUGGCGUGACUAGGUGCCUGCCACCGUUGGUAUGAAUCCUACUACUGGGUGAUGCUGGCAGCAUUGAGGCGAGACCAAACUGCGGUGGCAAUGAUGAUGUGGCGGUGGCGAGUGCUGUCAUGGUUAAGGAUUGGAUUCACUGGAUGGUUGAUGGUGGCAGUGGCGAUUCAACAUAUGCCUCCCGGUUUCAAACAAAAGGGUUACAGAAUACGUUCUUACUUCUUGCUGUUUAUACUUUAUAGGACAUAUAUUGUGUCUAUUUAUAUGAAUAUUUAUGUGAUUCAGUUUCCUUUUGGAUUUC
Malus domestica (apple) is the source of this 943-nucleotide messenger RNA. The record is from RefSeq and is a predicted model, not a curated record. NCBI's taxonomy places the organism in Eukaryota, Viridiplantae, Streptophyta, Magnoliopsida, Rosales, Rosaceae.